This is a messenger RNA of Trichomycterus rosablanca, 2248 nucleotides long. It is a transcript of the gene bcl2l1, whose product is annotated as BCL2 like 1. Bases 324 to 1052 code for a protein of 242 amino acids. NCBI's taxonomy places the organism in Eukaryota, Metazoa, Chordata, Actinopteri, Siluriformes, Trichomycteridae. Gene Ontology annotation, biological process: intrinsic apoptotic signaling pathway in response to DNA damage; negative regulation of intrinsic apoptotic signaling pathway; extrinsic apoptotic signaling pathway in absence of ligand. Gene Ontology annotation, cellular component: mitochondrial outer membrane. The transcript has 3 exons. The record is from RefSeq and is a predicted model, not a curated record. Gene Ontology annotation, molecular function: protein homodimerization activity; protein heterodimerization activity.
AAUAUAACAAAAAUCACCAUAGAUAGAAGAUCUCACACAAAAACAGGGGCUGGGGAUUAUAACAUAUGUAAAAGAAGUCUGCUCCCGACUACAGAUAGCGCUUGAGCCCUUUCAUCAUCCUUGAUUGGACUUGUUUACGCUGGAUAGCAAGCAAAAGGAAAUCAAUGAAGAUCAGAGGUCAGCCUGCUUUAAGAUCCGUGAUGAGAGCGCCAGCGUCCUCACAAGACUGAGACGACACGCAAGCACUCGUGUGCUGUUUGCAGCCACAGUCAAGCACACGCCGUGUAAGCCAGCACGAAAUAAAGGCAGAACCGCACUCAACUAUGUCUAACUCUAACAGAGAACUGGUUGUGUACUUCAUAAAGGAUAGACUCACCCAGAAAAACUAUCCCUGCCACCACAUCGAACUAACGGAAGACACAAAUGGGACGGAAGGGGGUCAGGUGGAGGAGGGAAAUGCAGAGGCAGCAGCCGAAUCGGUGACACAGACUGCAGUCGUUAACGGCUCCGUAAACGGCACGGGUUCAGCCGGAAGCCCUCCACACUCUCCGACAGCGACCGCGCAGAGGCAGGUGAACGGCACCGGGGGACUGGAUGCUGUGAAGAUAGCGCUGCGAGACUCGGCCAACGAGUUUGAGCUGCGCUACUCGCACGCCUUUAGUGACCUAUCGUCGCAGCUGCAUAUCACACCAGCCACGGCGUACCAGAGCUUCGCCAGCGUGAUGGACGAGGUGUUCCGAGACGGCAUCAACUGGGGUCGGAUCGUAGGCUUGUUUGCUUUCGGAGGCGCCCUCUGUGUCGAGUGUGUGGAGAAAGAAAUGAGUCCGCUUGUGGCACGUAUUGCAGAGUGGAUGACCGUAUACUUGGACAGCCACAUCCAGCCCUGGAUCCAAGAACAUGGCGGAUGGGAGGCGUUUGCCAAAAUCUUUGGCGACGACGCGGCAGCGGAGAGCAGAAGGUCCCAGGAAAGCUUUAAGAAGUGGCUGCUGGCGGGGAUGACCCUGUUUACAGGGGUCGUGGUGGGCUCUCUGAUCGCCCAGAAGCGCCUGUAAGAAUUACUGAAGACAUGGCCCCACCUUUCACCCAGUAUAGACCUCGAGUAAACAUGAAGGAACAUAUAUACCCGUGUAAAGUUUUUGUUUUUUCUUUGCCAAGAAUUGUGAAGUUUACACCCCUUCCUCUAAUAUUGCACUGUGGACUGCAUGAAUGGCCCAAGCACAUCUGUUAACGUUAUUUCAGCUACGGCUUGAUUAGGGGAUUUAUUGCUACUUGGCUCAAAGCAGUGAUGUUCAUUCCGAUCACUGGACUUUUCGUUCUUCAAGUCACCUCCUAAAGAAAAGAAUUGGUCGUUGGUUGGAAGAGUUGAUCUAAUGAAUCGUUUCUCACUGUUUUGAUUUGUGUAGAAGUAAUUUAGUUCUUUACAUUUAGUCUUUUACAGAUCUGCAUUCUUAUUUUAUGUUGCAAAAAGACAUGAUACAGAUCUUUUUGGACAAAAUAGAAUUUACAAGUACAAGUAAAGCACCUCCUCACAGGUCUUAGUUGUUGGUUUUGAGUAAAAUGGACUAGAGGGACGUGUUUAAAACCCUGCACUACAGUAUCUCCGCCUGCACAUGCCUUCUCUAAAUUUGUUUGAAUUACAUUGUUCUGCAGCAUCCUUACCAGUCGGGGCGAUAAAAAAAAAUACUUCGAUUAAACACGUUUGGUCAUUUUGACAAGCAAAAGCGAUUUGUGAGUAAUGAAGAAUUCUGUAGAUUAGUUCUGGCCUGGAAGUUUGAGUGUGAAGCUAAGUUCCUGAACUUCAUUUCGAAAUGAUCGCAAGUUUCGAUAGUGCUUUCGAUAGAGAUUCUGUUCUGCUUGGAAGGCUAAUAAAUGAAGAUAAUUUGUUUGUUUAUUUUUAAUGUUUUAAUAAAUCUUUAUUUUAUUGAAAAUGUGGUAGCUUUGUCUCCAACAUUGGGAGUAAAAGCAAGAGCAGGGCUGGUCCUGUCUGUAGUAAUGGCCACCUUAUAGCCUCUUCACACAUACAACUGGGUGUCGAAUACUUCUUUUUAACUAGGACUGAUCAUGCAGCGGUGCAUUUCAGAAGGUGGGAUGCUCCAGUUUCAUUUCCAAUUUGCUUUCAAAAUCAGAUCAGAGAUUGGACUAUUGGGCUGAUGACUCUGUUUGUGCUUUUCUGAAUAAAAACUCAGCCUAGGGCUGAUAAUGGCAGUGAUGUAGGAGUUCCAUAAAGAUAAAUAUUACCACAAGAGUC